Molecule: messenger RNA, 1029 nt
Organism: Sander lucioperca (pikeperch)
Lineage: Eukaryota; Metazoa; Chordata; Actinopteri; Perciformes; Percidae
Product: putative nuclease HARBI1
Exons: 1
Coding region: 1-1029 (342 amino acids)
Source: RefSeq, a predicted model, not a curated record
AUGGCAGGUGUUGUCCACCGCCACCACCACUUUGCCAGGAGAGGAUACCGUCAAAGGGUGUAUGUUGAACGUACCAAGCCACUGGAGCAAUACACCACUGAGGAGCUGUAUGUCCGGUUUCGCUUUGGGAAGGCUGAUAUAGAGUACCUUGUGAACCUUCUCAGGCCAAAACGUCAACACAGAACCCAAAGGAGUCACGGUCUGUCUGUGGAUGACCAGAUCCUCAUUGCUCUCCGAUUUUAUGCAUGUGGUACUUUCUAUCAAGUUGUUGGUGACUAUAUGGGAGUGGUGAAAUCAGCUGUGUGUGAUGUGGUGAGAGAUGUGUCAAUCGCACUGGCCAGCCUGGUCAAUGAAUUUGUUUCUUUUCCGAAGGACAACCAGAUUGCCCAGGCCAAGCGCAGCUUUUUUCUUUUGGGGAAUAUGCCCAAUACUAUUGGAGCAAUCGACUGCACACAUGUGCAUAUACAAGCACCUCGUGAGAAUGAAUGGGAGUUUAUGAACAGAAAGGGGAGGCACAGCAUCAAUGUCCAACUUGUGUGUGAUGCUGACCUCAUCAUCACCAACUGCGUUGUCAAGUGGCCUGGGUCUGUCCAUGAUGCACGCAUCCUGAGGGAGAGCGCUCUAUAUAGAGACCUCCAAACCAACCGACCGGAUGGCAUAAUAUUAGGAGACAGUGCCUACCCACUCCUACCAUGGCUGAUGACUCCUUUUCUAACAGCAAAUACACCGGCGCAGGCACGCUUCAACACUGCUCAUUGCAGAGCAAGAUGUGCAAUUGAGCGUUUAAAUGGAGUUCUUAAGAGGCGCUUUGCAUGCCUUAACUACCUGAGAGCGGAACCACAGAAAGCAUGCAACAUAACCCUUGCCUGUAUUGUCCUGCACAACAUCGCUACUAAGCGCAAUGUCCCUCUCUGUGCUGACAAUGAUGCACCUGAGCCCCUUGGAGACCCUAACCAACCUCCUGCAUUCUGCCAGAACGAGCAAACAGGACGUGCAACAAGGGAUGCAAUAGUUAGACACUAUUUCUGA